This is a messenger RNA of Equus quagga, 5058 nucleotides long. Its product is annotated as zinc finger protein 665-like. Bases 649 to 4179 code for a protein of 1176 amino acids. Gene Ontology annotation, biological process: regulation of DNA-templated transcription. The transcript is spliced from 9 exons. The record is from RefSeq and is a predicted model, not a curated record. Gene Ontology annotation, molecular function: DNA-binding transcription factor activity, RNA polymerase II-specific; RNA polymerase II cis-regulatory region sequence-specific DNA binding. NCBI's taxonomy places the organism in Eukaryota, Metazoa, Chordata, Mammalia, Perissodactyla, Equidae.
GCGGCUGGCGCGGAGGGAAGGUCGCCCUGGCGUAUGUGGGUUUCGCUGUUUCUGGUUCAAACCUGAGUGUGUCAGCCCACACUCCUACACGCGUGGGGUCUGGGGGUCGCUACGGGCGUUAAAAUCCCCGGAUCCGCCUCUCCUAUCCGCGGCAUAUUGAAGGUGAUCCUAAAAUUUUUAAGAAAGGAGUGAGAUGAAAAGGACAGACUGCCCACUGCCUCAUCUAGGCCACCCUUUCAUAAUUCGCUUACACACGGUUCUCACUCAACUCAGAUGUUCUCAAGGCAACUUGGUCGAAUGACCUUCUGGGCCUCAGUGAACCACCUGCAACAUGGAGAUGAUGUACAAGACCAGGAAUUCUGAAUGACAGUGAUCCCUGAAAUGAUUGGCAGUACCGCAUGUGUGUCUAUGUUGCAUUUUUGUACAAGAGGGUGACCAGUUGUAAUUAGAAGCUUAGAAGAGUCCCAGCCCAACAAGAGUGAUGAAAACUACUAGGAAAGAGGCAGAGCAUAGGCUCAGAAUCAGAGACUGUCUCCCUGAGUUCUCUGUCUGCCUCAGGAGUAAAUCUGAAGUAGACCACAUGAAUCGCUGACAUUAAACACUUCACUGGCUUCCUGUCACUCUCAGGACAAAUCCAGGCUCCUGGAUAUGACACCAGAAAGCACAGGAUUGACAUCUCAAGAUUCACUUUGCCUGAGAAAGAAGCCCGGAGGAGGAAGAAGAGGAAAGAAGGAGGAGUCAGGAAUGACGCUUUCUCAGGAACUGCUGACGUUCAGGGACGUGGCCAUCGAGUUCUCUCAGGAGGAGUGGGAAUGCCUGGACCCCGCUCAGAGGGCCUUGUACAGGGACGUGAUGCUGGAGAACUACAGGAACCUGCUCUCCCUGGAUAUUUCUACUAGAUGUUUUAUCAAAGAACUAUCACCAAAAGAGGACAUUAAUAAUGGAGAAUUAUUCCAAACAUCUAUUUUGGAAAGACACGUAUGCCAGAGUUUUGAUGAUUUUGAUUUCAGGGAAGUCCAGCAAAAUAUGCACAAAUUUGAGAGUCAGUGGGUAUAUGAAGAAAAGAAUUAUGAAGGCGUGCCUAGAAGCCAUUACAAAAAUCUCACUGGUAGAAGAGAUCUACAACAUCAUAAAUCCUGGAAUAAUUUCCCUGUAAAUCAGAAUGUUUCUGUAAGAAAAAGUAUGUCUCAAUAUUACAAACAUGACAAGUCAUAUAUGAGGAAUAAGGAACUAAAAAAUGACAUAGGCUGUUCAGGAAACAAGUAUAUGAAAUGUUUGAAAAACAGGCUUGGACUGAGCUUUCAUUCACAUCUGGCUGAACUGCGGAGAUUUCAAACUGAAGAGAAAAUUUAUGAACGUCAUCAAGUUGAGAAGUCCAUCAACAAUUGUUCUUCAGUUUCACCACUUCAAAGACUUCCUCCUAGUGUCAAAACUAAUAUUUGUGGUAAAUAUGGGAAGGUUUUUAUGCAUCCUGCAUUGCUCACAGAACACCAGAAAACACACGUUAGAGAAAAACCUUACAAGUGUAACGAGUGUGGGAAGGCUUUUAGCCACUGCUCAACCUUAGCUAAUCACCAAAGAAUUCAUUCUGAUGAGAGACCUUACAAAUGUAAUGAGUGUGGCAGAGCCUUUAACAGGUUCUCAAACCUCACAAGGCAUCAGAGAAUUCAUACUGGGGAGAAACCAUAUAAAUGUAAUGUGUGUGGUAAGGAUUUUAUGAUACGUUCACACCUUUGGAGUCAUGAGCGAAUUCAUACUGGAGAGAAACCUUACAAAUGUAAUGAGUGUGGCAAAGCCUUUUCUGAGCGUUCAAAUCUUGCUCAACACAAGAGAAUCCAUACUGGAGAGAAACCUUACAAAUGUAACGAAUGUGGUAAGGAUUUUACCACACGUUCACACCUUUGGGGUCAUGAGAGGAUUCACACUGGAGAGAAGCCUUACAAAUGUAAUGAGUGUGGCAAAGCCUUCACCGGGAGUUCAAAUCUUACUCAACAUAAGAAAAUUCAUACUGGAGAGAAACCAUAUAAAUGUACAGUAUGUGGCAAGGCCUUUAGUCAGAAUUCAAGCCUUAUAGUUCAUCAAAGAAUUCAUACUGGGGAGAAGCCUUACAAAUGUCAUGAAUGUGGCAAAGCCUUUAAGCAGUACUCGAGCCUCAGUAGACACCAGAAUAUUCAUACUGGAAGGAAACCUUACAAAAGAAGUAAAUGUGGCAAAGCUAUUAAUCAGUCUUCAAGACUUACUCAAAACCAGAGUUAUCAUGCUGAAGCAGAACCAAACACAUGUAAUCACUGUGGGAAAGUCUUUCAUCAAUCAUCAACUCUAAAAAGACGUAAGAAAAUCCAUACUGAAGAGAGACCAUACAAAUGUAAAGAAUGUGGGAAAGCCUUCAACCGGUACUCAAACUUCACUGUACAUCAGAGAAUUCAUACUGGAGAGAAACCUUACAAAUGUAAAGAAUGUGGCAAAGCCUUCAACCACUACUCAAACUUCACUAUACAUCAGAGAAUUCAUACUGGAGAGAAACCUUACAAAUGUAAAGAAUGUGGCCAAGCCUUCACCUGGUACUCAUCCCUUACUAUACAUCAGAGAAUUCACACUGGAGAGAAGCCUUACAAAUGUAAAGUAUGUGGCAAAGCCUUCAACCAGUACUCAAACCUUACUAAACAUCAGAGAAUUCAUACUGGAGAGAAACCUUACAAAUGUAAAGAAUGUGGCAAAGCCUUCACCUGGUACACAUCCCUUACUAUACAUCAGAGAAUUCACACUGGAGAGAAACCAUACAAAUGUAAAGAAUGCAGCAAAGCCUUCAACCAGUACUCAUAUCUUACUAUACAUCAGAGAAUUCAUACUGGAGAGAAACCUUACAAAUGUAAAGAAUGUGGCAAAGCCUUUAACAACUGCUCAAAUCUUACUCAACAUUGGAGAGUUCAUACUGGAGGGAAACCUUACAAAUGUAAAGAAUGCGGCAAAGCCUUCAAGCAGUACUCAUGCCUUAUUCGACAUCAGAGAAUUCAUACUGGAGAGAAACCAUACAAAUGUAUAGAAUGUGGCAAGGCUUUUAACCAGUGUUCAAACCUCACACAACAUCAGAGACUUCAUACUGGAGAGAAACCCUACAAAUGUUCAGAAUGUGGGAAGGCCUUUAGUCGUGGCUAUCAACUUACCCAACAUCAGAAAAUUCACACUGGUGAGAAACCCUAUGAAUGUAAAGAAUGUAAAAAGGCCUUUCGUUGGGGUAACCAACUUACUCAACAUCAGAAAAUUCAUACUGGUGAGAAGCCUUAUGAAUGUAAGGACUGUGGGAAGGCCUUUCGAUGGGGCUCAAGUCUCGUUAUUCAUAAGAGAAUUCAUACGGGCGAGAAACCCUAUGAAUGUAAAGACUGUGGGAAGGCCUUUAGACGUGGUGAUGAACUCACUCAGCAUCAGAGAUUUCACACUGGCGAGAAAGACUAUGAAUGCAAGGACUGUGGGAAGACCUUUAGCCGCGUGUAUAAACUAAUUCAACAUAAGAGAAUUCAUAGUGGUGAGAAACCCUAUGAAUGCAAAGACUGUGGGAAGGCCUUUAUUUGUGGCUCGAGCCUCAUUCAGCAUAAGAGAAUUCAUACCGGUGAGAAGCCCUAUGAAUGCCAAGAAUGUGGGAAGGCCUUUACUCGUGUCAAUUAUCUUACUCAACAUCAGAAGAUUCAUACCGGUGAGAAACCUCAUGAAUGUAAGGAGUGUGGGAAGGCUUUUCGUUGGGGUUCGAGUCUCGUUAAACAUGAGAGAAUUCAUACAGGUGAGAAGCCAUAUAAAUGUACAGAAUGUGGGAAGGCCUUUAAUUGUGGCUAUCACCUUACUCAACAUGAGAGAAUUCACACUGGUGAAACGCCUUAUAAAUGUAAGGAAUGUGGAAAGGCCUUUAUUUAUGGGUCAAGCCUUGUUAAACAUGAGAGAAUUCAUACAGGGGAGAAACCGUAUGAAUGUAAAGAAUGUGGGAAGGCCUUUAGUCACGGCCAUCAACUUACACAGCAUCAGAAAAUUCAUACCGGUGAGAAACCCUAUGAGUGUAAGGAGUGUGGAAAGGCGUGUAACCAUGUAAACCAUCUUAGGGAACAUCAGACGGUUCCUACUGUUGAAAAGCCUUGUGAAUACAAAGAGCGUACGGAGGCCUACACAACAUUCCUUCCUUCCACAACAUGAGGAAAAUUCUUGAUAUAAAUUAACAUCAGAAAGCCUUCACUGGUCACUCUUCUGCUUAUCGAAUAUCAGAAUAGUCAUGCUAAAGGCAAAUUUCAAGAAUGGGAAAAUCUCUCUUAAUGAUCACAGCAUACUCAGUGCAGAUUUCUUUUACUGGGUAGAUGAGUUUAGUAAAUGCAUAGAAGCUUUCCAGUCCCAUUCAAUCUCUGUCGCAUUUCAGAUUCAUUCUAGGGAAUAACUGUGCUGAUGUAUUGUGGGGAAGCCUUUUGUCGUGGUCCAUACGCCACCAUUAUCACCAUCCCACCUCUCCUCCCUGUGAGACACUGGGCAAAUUACCUCUUACCCCUGUGCGUCAUUUGUGAAGUGGGGAGAAGCACACCUACCUGCUCCUGCUGUUGUGGUUGAGUUUGGUACAUGUAACCUCCUUGAAAGUGUCUCUGGAAUAUUGUGUAAGCUCAAUAAACAGUAGCUGCUGCUGUUCUUAAUCAUUAUUCCCAUUAGUGUUGCUCGUAGGGAAUUAUUACAAGAAGACCCCUGUGGGCGCAAUGAGUUUAGAAAAGACUACCAAACUUCUAGAAGAAAAUACAGAUUACUGUCACAGUCUCGGGGUGCACAGUGUUUCUUGGUACACAAAAGAAAGUAGUGGAAAAGCAGGAAGCAGACCAGAAGAUGCUCACUCUACAUACAACUGACAGUGGACUCACACAGGAAAUAGAGAGAACCCUUCAAGUCAAUAAUGAAAAAACAAAUCAAUUAAAGGAGGGGCAGGGGACAGACUUGCAUAAGCACUUAAGAUCACCAAAUGGCCAGUAAGUCAGUGAAAAUGUGUUCAGCGUGAUUACUCAUCCAGGCAAUGCAAAAUAAAAUCACCAUGUGAUGUCA